Colletotrichum spaethianum is the source of this 1008-nucleotide messenger RNA. Its product is annotated as AB hydrolase superfamily protein. The coding region runs from base 1 to 1008 and encodes 335 amino acids. Gene Ontology annotation, molecular function: hydrolase activity. The transcript has 2 exons. Lineage: Eukaryota; Fungi; Ascomycota; Sordariomycetes; Glomerellales; Glomerellaceae. The record is from RefSeq and is a predicted model, not a curated record.
AUGCCCGAGCCACCGUAUCCUCUGCAUUCGUCAGUUAUCAACCGCAUUAACCCGGAAUACAAAGACUUUUACAACAAACACGUCUUCGACAAACAAGUUGUUCAUCACCAACCUAUUUCGACGUCUCGGGCUAGUGGCACUCUGAUACCGGGUGCUGGGCCAAAGCUAGAGGUUGCAAGCUCCGAGGACAUCACCAUUCCGAGGAAAGAGACAAGUGGACCAGAUAUUUUGAUUCGAGCUUUCACACCAUUAGGCGAGCGACCUACUACAGGAUGGCCCCUGUGCUUCUGGUUUCACGGUGGUGGAUGGGUUUUGGGAAACAUUGACACGGAGAACGUCAUUGCUACGCAUCUCUGCAAUCGGGCAAAGUGUGUUGUCAUUUGCGUGGAUUAUCGGCUUGCUCCAGAGGAACCAUUCCCUGCCGCAGUUGACGACUGCUGGGAGUCUCUUCUCUGGGCCAUCUCCACUGGCGUCGACAAACUCAACCUCGACACCUCCCGUAUCGCUCUUGGCGGCUCUUCAGCCGGCGGGAACCUCACAGCCGUCAUGUGUCAGCGCAUUAGCAAGCGGUCAGACAUCCCGCCCAUCGCUGUUCAGCUGCUCUCGGUACCCGUUGCAGACAACACCGCGACGGUCGACUCUCAGAAACCAGAGCACGCAUCGUGGAAGGAGAACGAGUUCACGCCUGCCCUUCCCGCGGAAAAGAUGAUGUGGUAUCGCUACCAUUACCUGCCCGUCAAGGAGACCUGGGAGCAUCCUGAGGCGAGCCCAUUGCUCUGGCAAGGCGAUUGGUCAAAGCUUCCUCCCGCGGUGGUCGUUGUGGGCGAGUUAGAUGUUUUGCGAAGUGAGGGCGAGGCUAUUGGCAAGAAGCUCCAAGAUGCCGGGGUCCAAGUUGACUUACAUUUCAUGAAGGGACAGCCGCACCCGUUUAUCGCUAUGGAUGAGGCGCUCGAAGAUGGGAGAAGAGCCAUUACUCUGUUUUGCGACAAGUUGGUGGACCUACUUUAG